AUGAUGAAUUCAUGUCAAUUAUUGUGUGAACUUCAAGUUCAACCCCACGUGCCAAAGAGUUUCAUAUGGCCAAAAGAGUAUCUAGAGCAUGCUCAUCAAGAACUCCAAGCACCAGUGGUGGAUCUUGAAGGGUUUCUCAAUGGAGACAAUGAAUCCACACAAUAUGCAUCUAGUCUCAUAAAUGAGGCUUGUUUGAACCAUGGUUUUUUCCAAGUGAUUAACCAUGGUGUUGAUCCAGUUCUCAUUGCGCAAGCUUAUGAUCAAAUGGAUACUAUUUUUAAACUUCCAACUCAUAGGAAAGUGAGUGCUUAUAAAGUGCCUGGGUCAAUGUGGGGAUACUCUGGUGCUCAUGCUCAUCGUUUUUCUUCUAAACUUCCAUGGAAGGAAACUUUCUCUUUCCCUUAUUAUGUUGAUGACUUUGAGCCUGUGGUUGCUAACUACUUCACAUCUACCUUAGGGGGUGAUUUUCAACAAGCUGGUGUGACAUUCGAGAAGUACUGUAAGUCAAUGAAAGAGUUGGGAAUGAAGCUAACAGAGCUAUUGGCAAUAAGCUUAGGAGUGAAUGAUCGAUUGCAUUACAGGGAAUUGUUUGAAGAAGGUUGUUCCAUUAUGAGAUGUAACAAUUAUCCAUGUUGCCAGCAACCUAGUCUUGUCCUUGGGACAGGACCUCAUUGUGAUCCAACUUCUUUAACACUGCUUCAUCAAGAUCAAGUUGGAGGUCUUCAGGUUUUUGUUGAUGAUAAGUGGCACACGGUUCGACCCCUUCCUAACGCUCUCGUUGUUAACAUUGGUGAUACUUUUACGGCAUUAUCAAAUGGAAGGUACAAGAGUUGCCUCCAUAGGGCAGUGGUUAAUCAGCACAAACAGAGAAGGUCCUUAGCUUUCUUUCUGUGUCCCAAAGAAGAUAAGGUGGUGAGACCCCCUCAAGAUAUUAUUAGCAGAGAUGGGACCAAACUGUAUCCUGAUUUUACAUGGUCACAAUUGCUUCAUUUCACUCAAAAUUAUUACAGAGCAGAUGAAUCCACACUCUCAAACUUCACCAACUGGUUGAUAUCUUCCAAACCACAAAUUUAA
Molecule: messenger RNA, 1074 nt
Organism: Lathyrus sativus (Indian pea)
Lineage: Eukaryota; Viridiplantae; Streptophyta; Magnoliopsida; Fabales; Fabaceae
Source: the annotation of a GenBank genome assembly